AAACGCACUUUUGCCCAAUACUCCGCAACCCCGAAUCUGUUUAUGUGUAUCCUUCACCUUCACGCCACCCUCUCCCUCCCUCAAUUCGCGUCUCUCCCACGUUCUCCGCAUCUUUCCCGCCCCGCCCUUCAACCGCUUCCUGCUUUUUCAAAAUUUCUCUUCGCCUUUUCGCCGGCGUAAUCAACUUCCGUUCCACUCCAUCCAACAGCCAUAUAUCAUCAUCCAUCUCUCUCUCUCUCGCCGUACUCUCUUUGAAUUGGUUAAUGAAGCUAAUAACCGUCGUAGUUUGCAAUGGCGAUGCUUCCUGUCCUCUCCCUCGCGUUUGUUCUUGUGUGCGGAAUCCUGUGCGUUCGGAGCUCCGUAGCUGCUAGUCCGCCGGAGGUUUCAUCGCCUGCUCCUGCUCCGGCGCCGGAGUACUCGAUUUCUCUGACUCCGGCUUCCGUUCCUGCUCCCUCUCCCGCGGAGAGCAUCGCUCUCUCGCCUGCAAUAAUCGGUGAUGUUUCUCCUCCAUCUCCGUCUCCUUCUCCUUCUGCUAUCGCUCCGCCCGGUCAUUUUUCUCUUCCUCCAACUCCGGCCGGUGCUCCUCAGAUGCCGAGUGAUGUAACUCCCGACAGAAAUGAUUCUGACAGCGGAAUGAGCGGCGGGAAGAAGGUCGGCAUAGCGUUCGGAGUUGUUUCCAGCGCGUGCCUGGUGGGGUUGGCCGCGAAGGUUUACAAAAAGCGGCAGGAGAACAUCCGUCGAGCACAAUUCGGAUACUACGACAAUGACGACGACAGGCUGCUCUAAGCUCCGACUCCUGUAACUAUUCGCCCUAAACGUCCGCGCAUACUGAAAUCCUUUGCUACAAUCUCUUCUCCAUACAUUUCUGGCAUCCACAGAUUGCAAGAGGCGAUUCCUGGUGAAAUAUCUGAUUCUCUACUCGCUCUAUAUUCAUACUUUCCCUUUUCUCUUCCAGUUUAUUUAAUUCAAUCAAACUUUUGCUCGUUUGGAGAUUUAAUUCGUUACAUUUCUUAGUUCACAACAUAAUACAGUUCAACAGCAUUUGACGGUGUAAUGGAAAUGACUAGUGAUUCCCAAUAAUUCGUGAUAUACAUAAACAU
This is a messenger RNA of Ipomoea nil (Japanese morning glory), 1100 nucleotides long. Its product is annotated as cyclin-dependent kinase inhibitor 1C-like. The record is from RefSeq and is a predicted model, not a curated record. The transcript has 2 exons. The coding region runs from base 292 to 786 and encodes 164 amino acids. Lineage: Eukaryota; Viridiplantae; Streptophyta; Magnoliopsida; Solanales; Convolvulaceae.